Messenger RNA from Eruca vesicaria subsp. sativa (arugula), 900 nucleotides. Lineage: Eukaryota; Viridiplantae; Streptophyta; Magnoliopsida; Brassicales; Brassicaceae. The record is from the annotation of a GenBank genome assembly.
AUGGCAUCUUUUGGGGCUGAAUUCAACAGGGUUGAGUAUUCGCGUGAUUUGAGUGAAUACUGGCGUCGUAUUAAUGAAUCUCAGGGUUUUGAUAUUGAAGGUAUCGUAGGACCAAAGGGUAUGGUUACAUCUGGGCAGUUGAUAUCCUAUAAGUGUGAAGGUCUCGGAUCCAGUUGUUAUCCCUUUGGGCAAAAGGUUAAAUAUUAUGGGAAACUUGGUCUUCAUCGUUACAAUUUGAUUCAUGGUACAAACUUCGAACUACAAGAUUUGAUCAAAUUCAACAUGUGUUACGGUGGUGCUUCUUCUUUCUACAUCACGUUGGAGGCUCGUGAUAAAGUUACCAGCGGUCCGUUACAAAUCUUUCAGGUUUGUGCUGAUGAACAGGAAUUUGGCUGUCUGCAUGUGGUUUGUUCUAUUGCCCGUAUUAAAGGUGAUGAGACAACUAGUGUGUUUGCACCACCAGAAAUCUAUGAUUCAGUGCAUAGAGCAUUGCCUGAUUGGCCUUCAGAUGCUGAGAUGCAACGGCUUUUCAUGGUGGAUAGAUCAGAGUUGCUGAACACCCACUGGAUUCAUUUCUACCUCGAGCUUCUUCUUUGUAUUAAAUUUGGGAAUUUUUCAGAGGAAUUGAACGUCUCCAAUCUAGAAUUUGUGAAUGUGGUUAUAGAAACUGACAAUGAGACUCCGCUCAAGGCCAAAAGUUCAGUCCUCUAUAUAGUUUUUAGAGGACUGGCUAUUGAUGGUACUAACGAAUCAGUUGAACGGAAAGCUAUAAUCAAAAGCAUGUUCAACGAGCUUACUGGAUCUUUGACUCUCCAUGGUAUCGUAUGCAAAGGAGAACAUGAUGUGGCUCCUAUAAGUACCGAAGAGCACUUCAACAUUCCUCUCCCAAACGUCUCUUAG